Molecule: messenger RNA, 210 nt
Organism: Emiliania huxleyi CCMP1516
Lineage: Eukaryota; Haptophyta; Isochrysidales; Noelaerhabdaceae
Exons: 2
Coding region: 1-210 (69 amino acids)
Source: RefSeq, a predicted model, not a curated record
AUGGGCUCCCUCCCGCGGGGAGAUGUCAGCGCGCUGUCAGCCCUCUGUAGCAUCAGGCUGCUAUUGGGAGAGAAGCUUGCGAGGGUAGAGGCGCCGCUUUCUGAGCUGGCGAGGGUAGAGGCGCCGCUUUCUGAGGAGGAUGCACUCAUCAUGGCCCGCCUUCGGAGAGAGGGAGCGUCGCCGGGUGAGCCGUGGCGGCUCUCGCCGUAG